GCUGCAUGAGGCCCAAGUGGCUGUGUCUCAGAUCUGUCUCCCUGUGACCUACACUGGCUGAGAUCCAUAGGAAGGAUGUCUGGUCUCCUCAGAAGGCAGGAAGUGACCUCAGUGGCCUUUGAGGAUGUGGCUGUGAACUUCACCCAGGAGGAGUGGGCUCUGCUUGAUCUUUCCCAGAAGAAUCUCCACAGAGAUGUGAUGCAGGAAGUACUUAGAAACCUGGCUUCUAUAGGAGUCAGAUGGGAGGACCAAAAUGUUGAAGAUCAGAACACAAAUCCUGGGAGAGAUGUAAGAGACAGGGUCUCAUUGAGCUGCUUCUGUGCAAACAAAUCAUAUAAGAAUGAGGAGUGUGGAGGGAARCCAUAUGAAGUUAAACAGAACAGGAAUUCCUUCAUUUCUUUCACAAGUGUUCAAAGACAAGUGUCAGUGCAUGAUGUCAAUGGACCUUAUGGAUAUUUGACCUGUAGAAAAGAGUUCAAUUGUUUCAGGAGUUUUGAAAAAUGUGGACAAUCUCAUACUKGGGAGAAGAUAUAUGGAAGUAAGCAACCUGGGGAAGACUUAACUUGUUCCAGUUCCCUUCGAAAGUAUAAUAGAACACAUACUGGAGAGAAUCCUUACCAAUGUGAAAAGUGCGGGAAAGCCUUUGCUAGAUCCAGUCACCUUUGUUCACAUAAAAAAACUUAUACUCUAAAGAAGCCCUAUGAAUGUAAACAAUGUGGAAAAACCUUCCCCUGGCCCUCUUCCCUUCAAGUACAUGAACGAACUCAUACUGGAGAGAAGCCUUUUAAAUGUAAACAGUGUGGGAAAGCCUUUGCUAGAUCCAGUCACCUUCGUGCACAUGAAGAAACUCAUACUGCAGAGAAGCCCUAUGAAUGUAAACAGUGUGGGAAAGCCUUUGCUACAUCCAGUCGCCUUCAUGCACAUGAAAAAACUCAUACGGUAAAGAAGCCCUAUGAAUGCAAAGAAUGUGGAAAAGCCUUCGCUUGGCCGUCUUCCCUUCAAAUACAUAAACGAACUCAUACUGGAGAGAAGCCUUUUAAAUGUAAACAAUGUGGGAAAGCGUUUGCUACAUCCCGUCACCUUCCCUCACAUGAAGAAACUCAUACUGCAGAGAAGCCCUAUGAAUGUAAACAGUGUGGGAAAGCCUUUGCUGCAUCUAGUCAUCUUCAUGCACAUGAAAAAACUCAUACUAUAAAGAAACCCUAU
Messenger RNA from Urocitellus parryii (Arctic ground squirrel), 1206 nucleotides. The record is from RefSeq and is a predicted model, not a curated record. NCBI's taxonomy places the organism in Eukaryota, Metazoa, Chordata, Mammalia, Rodentia, Sciuridae.